Rosa rugosa (rugosa rose) is the source of this 1026-nucleotide messenger RNA. RefSeq names its product sphingosine kinase 2-like. Bases 44 to 823 code for a protein of 259 amino acids. The transcript is spliced from 5 exons. Gene Ontology annotation, cellular component: intracellular membrane-bounded organelle; cytoplasm; membrane. NCBI's taxonomy places the organism in Eukaryota, Viridiplantae, Streptophyta, Magnoliopsida, Rosales, Rosaceae. The record is from RefSeq and is a predicted model, not a curated record. Gene Ontology annotation, biological process: sphingosine biosynthetic process.
UUCUCUCUCUCCCUCUUGAUUAUUUUGUUAAGUAAAUUUCUUCAUGUUAAACUUAUUGACAGGACAUAAGCGUUCAUUGGAUGUAGCUACCAUAUGGCAGGGGAAGACAAAAUUUUUUAGUGUGUUGAUGCUCGCAUGGGGCUUAGUAGCAGAUGUUGACAUUGAGUCUGAAAAGUAUAGGUGGAUGGGAAGUGCUCGUCUAGAUUUCUAUGCCAUUCAACGAAUUGUGCAUUUGAGGCAAUAUAACGGAUCUAUUUCUUUUGUGCCUGCACCUGGCUUCGAAGGGUUUGGAGAGCCUACUAGUUACAAUGACGAUGAUGAAUCUACUAACACUGAUCCAAGUCAAGAAAAGCCUACUAAGGUUCGACAACUCGGCUAUGAGGGACCUGAUAUUAAUCUAAAGAACAUGAACUGGAGAACAAUCAAAGGACCGUUUGUUUCAGUGUGGCUUCACAAUGUACCUUGGGGAGGUGAAGACACAAGGGCAGCUCCUGAUGCCAAGUUCUCAGAUGGUUAUCUAGACGUUAUAAUUAUGAGGGCUUGCCCAAAAUUGUCCUUGCUCUCGUUAAUGACGGGGUUGAGCACUGGGACUCAUGUCAAGUCACCAUAUGUGCUAUACUUCAAGGUGAAAGCUUUCAUUCUAGAGCCUGGUGCUCUCGCUGAUGAUUCAACAAAGGAAGGGAUAGUGGACUCAGAUGGUGAGGUCCUUGCUAGGGGCAAAGGAGCAUACAAAUGUCAUCAGAAAACACUAAUGGUGUACGAUAAACUUCAAAUAACUUUGGAUCAAGGUUUAGCCACUCUGUUUUCCCCUUCCCCGGUGUAACAUAUACAUUUUAUAUGGAUUUGAUUUUUCGUCACACAGAGAAAUACCACACAUGAUAGUCGUAUUUGUUCAUUCUACCCUACAUAUAAGGCCUCAACAACAAAUUAGAAUAUUAGAUCAGACAAGGGAUCGAGUUAACAUUCCUUGGGAACUUGCUUGCUGAAAAAAUAAUAUGCAGGUCAUGUUUGAAGAUUUUGCUUUGA